AUGAGAUCAACUGCAACAUUUCUCCGUGCAUGGCUAUUUUUGUGCUUAUUAGCUGGACUUACACAAGCAUUUCAACAUCAUGGAAUCCAUCCAACGAGGGUUCGGAAUGUGUCGUCACGUUCCAUGGCACCAAAAUAUGAUCCGGUAACCAACCGAUGGACAGCAACCUCUCCAGACGAAGAAGCAUCUGCCGGAUACCCAGCAUGGGGAUCGUUGCUUCGUCAAGGACCAUCUCCCUUUUUCCAACGCAUCUUCAGUGCAGAUGAUUACGAGCAAGGAGUUUUGAAAAUGAUGGCUCGCGAUGAUAUGAGCCGGAAUGAAGCGCAAGGGAACAUGGAUGCCUACAUUCGAAAUCCAAACGAUUGGGCCUUGCAAAAAGUUGAGGAGCAACGGGGAGCACCAAAGGCUGACUAUUCCAAUGCCAACAUGAAUGCUGGUGACCUCAUCCUAACAGCAGGCUGGUCGAGUAUUCUACUCGCGUUUAUUUCUAGAACCGUUUAUGAUUACACUGUAGGGUGUGAUUCCUUUUGCCAGGAGUAUCACUUUUGA
Molecule: messenger RNA, 549 nt
Organism: Cylindrotheca closterium
Lineage: Eukaryota; Bacillariophyta; Bacillariophyceae; Bacillariales; Bacillariaceae
Source: the annotation of a GenBank genome assembly